AUUGCCACAGUCAGUUACUUGGCUUCAUCUUAGCAACAGUAACAGAGGACUUGCUGUUUGGAAAGAGGAUGUGGGGGUGGGAGGAGUGAUGAGCAGAGAAUAACAUCAGGAGACAGAAGAACAUCUUACAGUGGAGUUGCAGAACAUGGCUGAGGAAAUAAUAAAGUAAUAAGAUGCUAUCCUUACAUUUUGUACCUGCUUUGAAAAGAUGACUUGUAUGGAAAUGGACAUCCACCUGCUCCUAUGGGUUUUGUUGGUCCACCAUGGAAGCCACAGGACUUCAGCUGCGAGGGAGAAUAGGUUUCAAGAAGUUUUCCAAUUGAAACAGCCCGGAGACAAAGAAGCAGCCCCAGGACUUGGGGACACUCUGAAAAUCUAACGGGUAAUUAAUGUGACCAUAAAAUGAAGAACAGUGCACAUCAUUUUGAAUAAGGGCAAGUUUACUUUGUAAAUGUGGAUAAGUAACUUUAAGAGCACUUUAUCUUGGCCAUGUUCCCUCCAAUGGCACUCUUUUGACUGACAUGGAUGCAUUCAUCUCCAAAAGUAGGACAAAGAUGGGACCUCACAACUUUUCCAUGGGUGACCUGCAGGACUAACAGUAUUAUUUCAUCAGCACCCUUUUUUUUUUAUAAACCAGCAUGUCCCUGAACCGGGUCCACGCCACAGAGACAGAACAGUCUGUGGAAUACUCUGUGGAGUACUCCGGCCAAGUUCCCAGUGACUCCAGCGACGCGGCAGGUCAAGCGCGUGAGGUGACCGUGCUCCAGUCCAGCUGUUGCCACUGCCUGCCGCGCGCUGUUCGCCUCACUUUCACGCCAGCGUCACUGGAGAGGAUUUAUCAGAACUAUUUCCGCCGACAGAGACAAGAAAACUUGCACAUGCUGGGGAUGUUUGCCGCUCUUUUUAACAGUUUCAUUAUAAUCAUGUGCGCGGUAGUGUACACUGAAGACAAACUGGCGAUGGUGGUGGUCGCAGCGGUGGCUUUGGCUGCUGAUGUUGUCCUUUGCGCGCUGUGCUGGUUACAGAGGCUCCCUGCGUCACCGGUGUGGCGCGGAGCAGUGCCGUACAUACUGUGGCUGAUGAUAACCGUGCAUGUUUUGUGUUACAUGUGUCUGAACUAUGAGCGAUUCCCCCAAGCCAGUGACUCUGUCGGCUGGCAGGCGUUUUUCAGUUUCUCCUGUUUUCUGACGCUCCCACUGAACCUGGUGCCGCUGCUGCUGCUGACCGCGCUCUCCUGUGGGGUACACACACUGGUGCUGGGGGUCACUGUGGCUCAGAGGUUUGAGGAUAAUCAGCAGGGGCCCAUGCUGGUUAGACAGCUCCUCGCCAAUGUGAUGCUGUACCUGUGCUCUGCCGUGGUGGGUGUUAUGUCUUACUACAUGGCAGACAGAAAGUACAGGACAGCUUUUCUGGAGGCUCGUCAGUCGUUGGAGGUCAAACUCACACUGGAGGAGCAGAGCACCCAGCAGGAGGACCUGUUACUGUCCAUCCUUCCCAAACACAUUGCAGAUGAGAUGCUGCAGGGCAUGAAGAACCAGGCUGAUCAGCAGGAGGUUCAGCACCAGCAGUUCAACACCAUGUACAUGUACCGCCAUGAAAAUGUCAGUAUCCUGUUUGCUGACAUCGUGGGUUUCACCCAGCUGUCCUCAGCCUGCAGCGCUCAGGAGCUCGUCAAGCUGCUUAAUGAACUGUUUGCCCGAUUCGAUAAACUGGCAGCUCGAUAUCACCAGCUGAGGAUAAAGAUCCUUGGUGACUGUUACUACUGCAUCUGUGGUCUUCCUGACUUCAGAGAGGACCAUGCUUUCUGCUCUAUAAUGAUGGGUUUAGCAAUGGUAGAUGCCAUCUCGUAUGUGCGAGAGAAGACAAGAACUGAAGUGGACAUGCGUGUUGGAGUUCACACAGGCACCGUGCUGGGUGGAGUGCUGGGGCAGAAGAGAUGGCAGUUUGAUGUUUGGUCAACAGACGUUACUGUGGCCAAUAAGAUGGAAUCUGGAGGGAUUCCCGGGAGGGUGCAUAUUUCCCAGACCACCAAGGAUAGUUUGCAUGGAGAGUUUGAGCUGGAGCCAGGGGAAGGAGGGGAUAGGUGUGAGUAUCUGCUGGAGAAAGGCAUCGACACAUAUCUGGUCCUGGUGUCGAAGCAGAUGGUAAAUGGGCUGAGCGGAAAUAAACCAGGCACUUUGUCCAACAGAAAUUCAAACCAGUUGAUCAACACAACAGCAACCAAUGGGAGCACAGCAUCACCCCAGUCCCCGCCCACUGAGUCCAAACAAGAGAGGAUCAAGAUGGUCGAAGAGCAAGUGAUCAACAGACGACUGCAGCAGGAGCUUAUGGAGAGAGAAAGUCAGCAGAUAAUGAAAGAUCAUAAGAUCAACCAUGUGUCUCUGCAAUUCUUGGAUGGGAAGUUGGAGGAGCGUUACUCCUCGGAAAAGGAGAAGAGAAGCGGAGCAGCUUUCUGCUGCUGCAUCAUAGUGCUCUUCUUCAUCACAGCCAUGGAGGUGUUCAUAGAUCCUGUGCUGGCUGUGAACUAUGUGACUCUGGCAAUAGGAGAGGUAUUGUUGCUCAUCCUCACAGUCUGCUCUCUGGCGGCCGUCUUCCCAAGGAUGUUCUCUAAGAGGUUGGUGUCUUUCUCGAUUUGGAUUGAUCGCACACGUUGGGCCAGAAACACAUGGGCCAUGGCAGCCAUUUUUGUUCUCACCAUGGCUGUGAUCGCAGAUAUGCUGAGCUGUGUUCCUCCAUCCCUCCGAGUCUUCAACAGCUCCUUGGGCCCCAUGUUGGAGUCCCUUGGCGACAAAGGCUGCGCGGAGCAUCCAAAGCACUAUAGCUUCAUGGCUGUGAUGUCACUAAUCGCUACUGCCAUGUUGGUUCAGGUCAGCCACCUUAUUAAACUGGGCCUCAUGGUGCUGGUCAUUACAGCAACAGGAGCGGUUAAUAUCUACAGCUGGCGGGACAUCUAUGACCUCUACGACUACAUACAGUUUUCCUCAUACAGAACAUCCAUAGUUCCGUCCAAAUACCUCAUGACCAUGAUGAUCAUUGUCAUGAUGAUUAGCUUCUACUUCUUUGCCCGCCACUUGGAGCAUCAGUCCAGGAAGCUGUUCCUGUGGAAGAUUGGUGUUCAUGAUCAGAAGGAACGAGUGUUUGAGAUGAGGCGCUGGAACGAAGCGCUCGUCACCAACAUGCUUCCCGAGCACGUGGCCAAACACUUCCUGGGAUCAAAGAAGAGAGAUGAGGAGCUGUACAGCCAGUCUUAUGAUGAAAUUGGUGUGAUGUUUGCCUCCAUACCAAACUUCUCUGAUUUCUACACUGAGGAGAGUAUCAACAACGGAGGCAUAGAGUGUCUGAGGAUUCUCAACGAGAUCAUCUCUGACUUUGACAGCUUAUUAGAUAGGGAUGAAUUCCUCUGCAUCACUAAGAUCAAGACAAUAGGAAGCACCUACAUGGCUGCCUCAGGACUCACUCCAGACAGCAGCACUAAUGGAUACAGCAGCCGCAAGCCAGAGGACCAGUCUAUGAUCGAGCGCUGGCAGCACCUUGCAGACCUUGCAGACUUUGCCUUGGCUAUGAAAGUCACCCUCACUAACCUCAACAAGCAGUCCUUCAAUAACUUCAUGCUCAGAAUAGGUCUGAAUAAGGGGGGAGUUCUGGCUGGAGUUAUUGGAGCUCGUAAGCCUCACUACGACAUCUGGGGCAACACAGUGAAUGUGGCAAGCAGAAUGGAGUCGACAGGAGUUAUGGGAAACAUUCAGGUGGUGGAGGACUGCUACAACAUCUUAAAGGAUUAUGGCUUCCGUUUUAUCAGAAGAGGGCCCAUCUUUGUCAAAGGGAAAGGGGAGCUGCUAACCUUCUUCAUGAAAGGGAAAGACAAACCCAAAGGCAAUUGCGGUCAAGUGACCACCACUCUUCCACACCAAGUUGGGGACCCAUCUUGACUCUUGAAAAUACCUUUAACACUAAGAAAAGCCUUGGUCAGAUUUCCAGUUUGCUUUAUUUCUCUUGUAUACAGUUGUUAUUUACCUACAUUGAUACUCUAUGUAGUUUUGAAUAGCUUAUGGAAGUACACUAACACAACAACUAGUUCUAUUAUAAGCAUCAUUACUAUAACAUACCGUUUCACACACACACACACAGAUUUGAAGAACACAAACAGAUUCUGUAUAGUUGCACAUGAGGAUUAAAAGCUUGGAAGAGAGUUAUGAAUACCUUUCCUUUGCAGUUUUUCCUGAGCUCAGGUAUUGUAAAAAUCAUGUUGCUUUAUCACAUUGUAUUUUGUUUUAAUAAAAUAUGUUUGCACUGUA
Notolabrus celidotus (New Zealand spotty) is the source of this 4295-nucleotide messenger RNA. Its product is annotated as adenylate cyclase type 3-like. Gene Ontology annotation, molecular function: adenylate cyclase activity. The transcript has 20 exons. Bases 639 to 3929 code for a protein of 1096 amino acids. The record is from RefSeq and is a predicted model, not a curated record. NCBI's taxonomy places the organism in Eukaryota, Metazoa, Chordata, Actinopteri, Labriformes, Labridae. Gene Ontology annotation, biological process: intracellular signal transduction; cAMP biosynthetic process; adenylate cyclase-activating G protein-coupled receptor signaling pathway. Gene Ontology annotation, cellular component: plasma membrane.